Molecule: messenger RNA, 1385 nt
Organism: Pterocles gutturalis (yellow-throated sandgrouse)
Lineage: Eukaryota; Metazoa; Chordata; Aves; Pterocliformes; Pteroclidae
Gene: RNF130
Product: ring finger protein 130
Exons: 9
Source: RefSeq, a predicted model, not a curated record
GGGCACUGCUGGGUCCGGCCGGCCGGCGCCGACAACGCCAGCCAGGCGUACUACACCGCCCUCAUCAACGUGACCGUGCUGAGCCCCGAGCGGGGCGGCCCUACGCUGCUCAGGAUCGACCGCGGCCGCUACGGGCAGGAUUCCCCCAAGGUGGAGGUCAAGGGCCUGCUGGUGGCUCCCGUCCCCAUCAACGGAGUUGCAGAUCGCCUGGGCUGUGACCCUCGAACACGUUUCCAAGUUCCACCAAACACCAAGCAGUGGAUCGCUUUACUACAGCGAGGAAACUGUACAUUUAGAGAGAAAAUACUGCGAGCAGCUUCCCAUAAUGCCACAGCUGUGGUCAUUUACAACAAUAUAUCCAGUGAAGAACCUGUCACGAUGACUCAUCAAGGAACUGGAGACAUUGUUGCUGUCAUGAUUACAGAAUCAAAGGUUAAAGAGAUCCUGAAUUAUUUGGAAAAGAAUAUCUCUGUCCUGAUGGCAAUAGCAGUGGGGUCCCGUGUUCCUCCAAAAAACUUCAGUCGGGGCUCCCUAGUCUUUGUGUCAAUAUCAUUCAUUGUUUUGAUGAUAAUUUCUUCAGCAUGGUUAAUAUUUUACUUCAUCCAAAAGAUCAGGUACACAAGUGCUCGUGACAGGAAUCAGCGUCGUCUUGGAGAUGCUGCGAAGAAAGCCAUCGGUAAAUUGACAACCAGGACAGUAAAGAAGGGUGAUAAGGAAACAGACCCAGACUUUGAUCAUUGUGCUGUCUGCAUUGAGAGUUACAAGCAGAACGAUGUUGUUCGCAUUUUACCAUGCAAGCAUGUUUUCCACAAAGCCUGUGUGGAUCCAUGGCUUAGUGAGCACUGUACGUGUCCAAUGUGUAAACUGAACAUUUUGAAGGCACUGGGAAUUGUGCAAAAUGUGCCAUGUACAGAUAACGUAGCCUUUGACAUGGAGAGGCUCACCAGAGGCCAGCCAGCCAGCAGGCGGUCGGCGCUCGGCGAUUUUGCCAAUGACAGCUCUCUCAGCCUGGAGCCCCUGCGCACCUCUGGGAUGUCACAGCUUCCACAGGAUGGAGAGCUAACGCCAAGGUCAGGAGAGAUCAACAUUGCUGUCACAAAAGAAUGGUUUAUUAUUGCCAGUUUUGGCCUCCUCAGUGCCCUUACACUCUGCUACAUGAUCAUCAAAGCCACAGCUAGCUUGAAUGCUAAUGAAGCAGAAUGGUAUUGAAGAAGCGCUUUCCAGACGAUUGCCUUGGAGAGAGACACCUAUUUUUAUGCAUCAUUUAUUGAUCAUGCAGCACAAGCGAUUAUUUAGUACAUUCUAUUUUUUCAUAAAAUUUGCUGAUGCCAAAGCUUUGUAUUAAGGAAAAAGUGAAGAAAUAAAAAAAAACUUUAAUUAUUAAA